Nicotiana tabacum (common tobacco) is the source of this 600-nucleotide messenger RNA. The record is from RefSeq and is a predicted model, not a curated record. Lineage: Eukaryota; Viridiplantae; Streptophyta; Magnoliopsida; Solanales; Solanaceae.
AUGGGGCAAGUGGUUCUCAAGCAUAACUGCAAGGAAGGGAAUGAAGCUGCUCAUCAAAUGGAAAGGGAAUGUCUUUGGGAUGAGCUUAGUACUGUUUAUGUUGGUCAUGUUUGUUCCUGUGGUGCUCUCCCCAAAUUUAUUGAAGAGCAGAAAAUUUAUCAAUUCCUUAGUGGUAUGUAUGAGUCUUAUUCUACCUGCAAUAGCAACAUCCUUAUGAUGCUUUCCCUUCCUUUCCUGAGUAAGGCAUACUCCAUGCUACAACAUGAUGAGAAACAAAAAGAGACUUCUACUCCCGUCCCUGGUUUCUCCCAUGAUUCUGCCUCCUUCAAUGCUUCAACUGGUCUUAUGAACACUUCUAGGGGUUUUAAUCAGAGGGUCCAAUUUGAUGCAAAGAGAGACUCUAGUUCAUCUUCCAAACUUUCAUGCAUAUAUUGUAAGAAGCCUGGGCAUACCAUUGAUAAUUGCUAUAAGCUACAUGGCUUCCCCUCAGAUUUUAAGUUUACCAAGAAUAGGAGGUCUGCAACUUGUGAUCCGUCUGAUGGACAUCUUCUGGACUCUGCCUUUACCAAACCAAAUUCCUCUGAUGACAGUGGACAUUGA